AUGGCGACAGAGGCCCACUGCGCAUACUGCUUCGAGAGCCUCGCCGCGUCCCUCGAAAAGCGCCCCGCGCUCUCCCUGCGCCAAACCGAAGCACUAUGGAAGAAGUACCACGGCUCAGCCACCACGGCUGGAACCGACGUCGACUCGCCCGCCAAACCCGCCGCGGUAUCACGGCUGCUCUCACCCUCCAGCGGCAGCUCGUCCGGCGCAGCAUCCACGCCCAGUGGCACAAGCUCCGCCAGCAGCGCCGACACAAGCGUGACAUCGCUGGGCACAGCGCUGCAGAACGAAGGCGCGCAGGAAGACCACCCGCUGUUCGUGACAUGGAACACGGUGAGCCGCAGCGGGGAGAAGCGACUGCGGGGCUGCAUUGGCACGUUUGAGCCGCUAGACCUGGAAGAGGGGUUGGAGAGCUAUGCGUUGACGAGUGCAUUCGACGACACGCGCUUCGCGCCCGUCACUGCGCGCGAACUCCCCUCGCUGCAGGCCGCCGUAACCCUUCUCACCGACUUUGAACCCACGCCCAACGCCGACCCUCUGGCGUGGGACAUCGGCACCCACGGGCUGCGCAUCUCAUGGACGCACCACGGGCGGCGGUAUGGGGCGACAUACCUCCCGGACGUAGCGCGGGAGCAAGGCUGGACCAAGGAAGAGACGCUGGUGAGUCUGAUGCGUAAGGCGGGGUGGAGCGGGCGGAAGGACGACUGGCAGAAGGUGGGGUUGAAGGUUGUGCGGUACCAGGGGAAGAAGGUGAGCUUGGAGUAUGGCGAGUGGAAGGCGUGGCGGGCGUGGGUGGAGGAGGAGAUGGCUGAUAAGUAG
This is a messenger RNA of Didymella exigua CBS 183.55, 819 nucleotides long. RefSeq lists its product as uncharacterized. NCBI's taxonomy places the organism in Eukaryota, Fungi, Ascomycota, Dothideomycetes, Pleosporales, Didymellaceae. The record is from RefSeq and is a predicted model, not a curated record. Bases 1 to 819 code for a protein of 272 amino acids. The transcript is spliced from 2 exons.